Exaiptasia diaphana is the source of this 1319-nucleotide messenger RNA. RefSeq names its product G-protein coupled receptor 54-like. The record is from RefSeq and is a predicted model, not a curated record. Bases 162 to 1202 code for a protein of 346 amino acids. Gene Ontology annotation, cellular component: membrane. Gene Ontology annotation, molecular function: G protein-coupled receptor activity. Lineage: Eukaryota; Metazoa; Cnidaria; Anthozoa; Actiniaria; Aiptasiidae. Gene Ontology annotation, biological process: G protein-coupled receptor signaling pathway. The transcript is spliced from 2 exons.
AGCUUAAUUGAAACGUAGUAGGACAGGCAGCAAAUUGCGCGAACACGCCGCUAGGCUUUGAAAAAACUACAUAGAGACGAGGGAAGCCCUGUAAGAGCAUUAAAAAAAACAAGCAAGGCUGUUCCUCUUUGGCAUUGUCAAGUUGGUAUAUAAAAAGCAAUAUGGUGAAGCCGUGUGAGGUUUGCCUUAUGGUUACGUAUUCAGUUAUGGCGACGAUUGGUCUGGUUGGAAAUCUCCUCGUUUGCUUUGUAAUUCARCAAAACCGACCCGUGAAAAGACCGAUCAACUAUCUCUUCCUAAACUUGGCGAUAUCGGAUACUAUUGUGUUAGUAUUUAUAACUAUUGACUUCGUUUUGGUACAUUUAUACCAGCACCCAAGUGGGAAAACUGGAGMCUUUCUUUGCCGUUUUAUAACUGGUGGAAGUAUUGCAUGGAUCGGUGCGGUUUCUUCAGUAUGUACAAUGAUCUGUAUUUCAUUUGAGCGAUUCUACAUAGUUCUAAAGCCUUGCCAGUAUCUUAAACUGUUCACUGUUUCGAAUAUCAAACUAGCUAUGAUCUUUUCGUGGKUUUUUGCGGUAAUAUUCAACGUMCCAUUGUUCAUUUAUGGUCAUUUUGACGAGCGCGCGCGCGAGUGUUCAGAAAGUUGGCCUUCRUUGGACUUCGCUAUAGUUUACGUSUUUAUUUGGYUGAGYUUUGUAGCAAUUCUCCCAGCUAUCAUAGUCCUAGUGAUUUAUUCACAGAUUAUUUACACUUUGUGGCUAAAGAAGGAAGGAACGCUCACGAUAAUUACAAAAACAGCGAUUCACAAAGCGAGAAAAAAAGUCACCAAAGUAGUGUACAUCAUCAGUCUUAUCUUUUGCCUWAGUUGGUUCCCACCUCUCAUAGACAACGUCAUAGUCAUUUUCGCGCCAAAUCGAUCUCUCUCUGACGUCACACACAAAGCAACAGUGUUCUUGGUCGUGUUUAAUUCAUCUGUAAAUCCACUGAUCUACACGUUUCAAAGCGCGCGCUUUCGGCAGCAUUUGAAAUGCUUGAUCUUCAAAAGGCGUAACAGAAACACCAUUUGUCCUGCUCAAAUUGAGGAGACUCCMAAAAACGCGUGGGUACCCCCACUGAGGAGAAACAAGUCCAGYCAGGAGGCUAUGAAAGAACUCAACGUGGCGACUCAGGAUUUGUUGUUUUUGUGGCUUACAGGUCCUUAAAUGCGAUAUAAAACGGUUUUAACUACACCUUAUCCGUUCUUAGAGUCGUUUCCAUAUGUCCUUGUAAUGAAAACGGCCAUAAACAAAAACGAUAGAUUUGCAGUGUCAUAGAAACUA